Molecule: messenger RNA, 1790 nt
Organism: Neltuma alba
Lineage: Eukaryota; Viridiplantae; Streptophyta; Magnoliopsida; Fabales; Fabaceae
Product: histone deacetylase 19
Exons: 7
Coding region: 187-1551 (454 amino acids)
Biological process (GO): epigenetic regulation of gene expression
Cellular component (GO): nucleus
Molecular function (GO): histone deacetylase activity
Source: RefSeq, a predicted model, not a curated record
UCUAUGUAAGUCCGGCGCUAGCCCGAUUGCUCUGAGUUCGAAGAUAUCGUCGAACACGCUGACUCAAAUUCUUGCCGGAAGGGUUGGGCUUUGGGGGGUAGCUCUUCUUUUCUUUAGUUGUCUUGUCGUUGUUCCGGGGCGAAUAAAACAAUAAAGAAGGCUGAAAUUGAAGGUAGAUUACAGGGCAUGGAUUCUGGAGGAAAUUCUCUGCCGUCUGCUCCUGAUGGGGUGAAGAGAAAAGUCUGCUAUUUCUAUGAUCCUGAGGUUGGAAAUUACUAUUAUGGGCAAGGUCACCCUAUGAAGCCACAUCGUAUUCGAAUGACACAUGCUCUUCUUGCCCACUACGGAUUGCUUCAGCACAUGCAGGUCCUUAAGCCGUUUCCUGCUAGAGACAGAGAUCUUUGCCGAUUUCAUGCUGAUGACUACGUUUCAUUCCUUCGAAGCAUAACUCCUGAAACACAGCAGGAUCAGCUUAGGCAACUCAAGCGUUUUAAUGUUGGUGAAGAUUGCCCUGUCUUUGAUGGUCUUUAUUCUUUUUGUCAAACUUAUGCUGGGGGUUCAGUUGGUGGUGCUAUUAAGUUGAAUCAUGACCAAUGUGAUAUUGCUAUCAAUUGGGCCGGUGGGCUGCAUCAUGCCAAAAAGUGUGAGGCUUCUGGAUUUUGCUAUGUUAAUGAUAUAGUCCUGGCAAUUUUGGAACUUCUUAAACAGCAUGAGCGUGUUCUAUAUGUGGACAUUGAUAUCCACCAUGGGGAUGGGGUGGAAGAAGCUUUCUACACUACUGACAGAGUCAUGACUGUUUCCUUCCAUAAAUUUGGUGAUUAUUUUCCUGGUACAGGAGAUAUACGUGAUACUGGAUAUGGAAAGGGAAAAUACUACUCUCUCAAUGUUCCGCUUGAUGAUGGGAUUGAUGAUGAGAGUUAUCAUUUCUUAUUCAAACCAAUAAUUGGCAAGGUGAUGGAAGUUUUUAGGCCUGGUGCAGUAGUUCUCCAGUGUGGUGCUGAUUCCUUGUCCGGGGACAGACUGGGAUGCUUUAAUCUUUCAAUUAGAGGUCAUGCAGAGUGUGUCAAAUACAUGAGGUCAUUUAAUGUGCCCCUCUUGCUGUUGGGUGGUGGUGGUUACACCAUUAGGAAUGUUGCUCGGUGCUGGUGCUAUGAGACAGGAGUUGCUCUUGGAUUAGAAGUUGAUGACAAAAUGCCACAACAUGAGUAUUAUGAGUAUUUUGGUCCCGAUUAUACUCUUCAUGUUGCUCCAAGUAACAUGGAAAACAAGAAUUCCCGUCAUUUACUGGAUGAUAUCCGUUCCAAGCUUCUUGAUUAUCUUUCCAAGCUGCAACAUGCUCCUAGUGUCCAAUUCCAGGAAAGACCACCUGAUUCUGAUCUUGGAGAGGCUGAUGAAGAUCGGGAAGAUGGAGAUGGGCAAUGGGAUGCAGACUCUGAAAUGGACAUUGAUGAUGAACGUGAACAACUCUCAAGCAAAGUAAAGAGAGAGAUGGUGGAACCUCAUCUCAAUGAUAUGGUUUAUUAUGCAUAUAAGGAGGCCUAUAAUGUGUAAAACAAAAUAAUUCUAUUUCCAUUUAUUAUUUUCAAGGAUUGGAGGUCAUGUUAGUUAUGCUUUAGGGGAUGUUGUUACGGAGAAAAGGAGUUGUUGAGAUAUUGUUGAUGCUUUCUUGACCAACUAGCGUUUGAUCCUUGUCGUCCUCACUCUCUUCUUUAAAUUAACUUGUAAGAAUAAAAAUGUUGGAGGAAAACCUCAGAUGUCAGCUGACAUUAACAUGCAUAUCUGGUUAUCAA